Molecule: messenger RNA, 1565 nt
Organism: Punica granatum (pomegranate)
Lineage: Eukaryota; Viridiplantae; Streptophyta; Magnoliopsida; Myrtales; Lythraceae
Source: RefSeq, a predicted model, not a curated record
AAACUUAUUAAUCAAAUUGAAAUCCCUCCUACUGCCAAGACUUAAAUUAAGCCCCAUACAUUACAUGCUUCCUUCACGUAUAAAAUUCCCCUUUCCCUUGCUAACAGGACUCCCUACGUCACCUCAAUCCUCUGUGGCAAUAACAGACAUCACUAAGGUUAGCUUCCCCCGGUCACCGGAAAACUCAGGUUUUCAUUUCCGGGGAAAUGGGCACGCCUGAGCGGUCGAAGAAGAGGGUCCAGUUAUGGAAGAAGGCGAUAGUGCACUUCUCCUUGUGCUUUGUCAUGGGCUUCUUCAGCGGGUUCGCCCCAGCUGCGAGCAGGGCCUCCAGCUCAACAUUGAUCCCCCGGACCGCCACCUCCCCUGGACCAACCGAGACGCGCGACCUGGUAGCACCGGCCAACCGGAGCUUGAUCUCCCGCGUCCAGCAGGCACAAACCAUCCCUGUCUCGCCAUCCAAAAGUGAAGAAGAAAAGGAGGAAGAAGAAGAAGAAGAAGAAGAAGAGAGCACACAACCGGAGGAACCGGAAAUGGAAUCCCCAUGGGACCCCGAGAAGCAUGUUCCGAGGAAGCAGUUGAUAAUCAUCACGCCGACAAGGGCUGACGACCCGUUCCGUGGGGUGCUCCUGAGGAGGCUAGCUACGACGAUCCGGCUGGUGCCAGCACCGCUGCUGUGGGUGGUUGUGGAGAGGCAGCCGGAGACGGGUUCGGGCGAGGUGCCGGAGCUCCUGAGGAAGACCGGGGUAAUGUAUAGGCACCUGGUGUAUCGGGAGAACUUCACGGAACCGGAAGCGGAGAUGGAUCACCAGAGGAAUGUAGCCCUCAGGCACAUCAAGCAACAUGGGCUGACUGGGAUUGUUCACUUCGCGGGGCUCUCCAAUGUCUACGACCUUGACUUCUUCCAUGAGCUCAGACAAACCGAAGUGUUCGGGACAUGGCCGAUUGCACUGCUAUCGGCAAACAGGAAAAAGGUCAUCAUCGAGGGUCCCGUCUGCGAUUCCACGCAAGUUAUGGGCUGGCACAUAAAGAAGAUGAACAACGAGACGGACGCGAAGCCUCCGAUCCACAUCUCGAGCUUCUCGUUCAACAGCUCGAUCCUCUGGGACCCGGAAAGAUGGGGCCGCCCGUCCUCAUCUCAGGCCGUCGCUCAGGUUUCGGUGAAAUUCGUGAAAGAGAUAGUCCACGAAGACGAGGCCUCAGUGAAGGGGAUCUCCGGGGAGAAGUGCUCGAGAAUUUUGAUGUGGCAUUUUCCUGCUCAUCCCAGCGAACACCUCUUACGCGUUCACGAUCCUAAUGACCGUUCGAAUCUUCAAUCAGAUACUUAGACGUGAAAUUGAGGGGAGGACAUACGUGCAUUCUUCAUUUUGUGAUAGAAGCUAAUUGAUUUCUUGAAGGUAAAUAGUCUUUUCCACAUAAAAAGAGAAAUUGUACGAUUGACUUUUCAUCUAUGAGCUUUUCUUUUGUGGACCGCAUCGGGCUGUUGACGUCCAAAACUUCAAGAUAUGGGCCCAUUCACGAUCGGCCCAGGCCUCGGCCCAAUAACGUGCUUCAUGUUGCCAUGUCAA